Messenger RNA from Acanthochromis polyacanthus (spiny chromis), 2606 nucleotides. RefSeq names its product leucine carboxyl methyltransferase 2 (gene lcmt2). The coding region runs from base 425 to 2386 and encodes 653 amino acids. Gene Ontology annotation, biological process: wybutosine biosynthetic process; tRNA methylation. The transcript is spliced from 13 exons. Lineage: Eukaryota; Metazoa; Chordata; Actinopteri; Pomacentridae. The record is from RefSeq and is a predicted model, not a curated record. Gene Ontology annotation, molecular function: tRNA methyltransferase activity; protein binding.
GUCCAGGGAACCAACGACAGCAGCGUGGUGAGCAAAGUGUCUGCAGCAGCUCAGGGCUACUUCAAGGACGACUUUCUCCAACGCUUUGUGUGCAAAGUAGCAAGAAGAGCUCCACUCAUCAACAGCUCAGGAUUUUACAGCAGAACUCUGCGUUGAGAGUCCAAAAAUGGGUGAUGAAUUCACGAUGCACGACCACGUGAAUCUCGAAGAAAACAAUCAGAAUGGCAUCAAACCUGACACUCUGUUUCUGGUUUUGGAAAACGCUGCUUCUUCUGUUGAUGGUAGCUGCAGACCCUCCUCUCAUCACCAUCAUGAUCCUCCACAUGAACGCUGGAUCAUCCAGCUACUGAAUGUUCGAGCUCCACGUAGAAAUCACCAAUGUCCAUGAAAGCACGUCUAACACCAGUCCUGAUGUGAUGCCGUGAUGUCCCGUGAUCUCCUGACUCGUGACAGUUCCUACUCUCACAUGUUGCGUGAUUAUUACCAUGACACACAUGGAACAUUUGCUCACACCAUGCUUAUUAAUAAUAUUUAUACUACUGGUUCUAGGGGCUACUAUGUGCGAUGGAGAGCUGUGGAUCACUGUGUGAGGCGGUUUCUUCAGGUUACUGCAACAUGCACCAACAGACAGAUUCUGUCUCUGGGUGCAGGGUUCGACUCCUUGUAUUUCCGUCUACAUGCAGAUGGAGCUCUAGACAGGGUUGUUGUUUUCGAAGUGGAUUUUCCCGACGUCACGCGACGAAAAGCCGCCCUGAUCGACUCUAAUGUUACACUAAAGGGGAUGCUGGACCCCCAUGAACCUUCUUCUGCAGGACCUGUACUGGUGUCCAGCAGUCGGUACCGUCUGUUAGGGGUGGAUGUCAGGGAGGAGAAGCAGGUGGAGGAGGCCCUGUGUGCAGCCGGGCUGGACUGGGCUGCUCCCACGCUGAUCCUCUCUGAGGUGGUUCUCACCUACAUGGAAACUCAAAGGUCAGACGCCGUCAUCAGUUGGGCAGCGAAGCUUCUGCCUCAGUCUGUGUUUGUGAUGUACGAGCAGAUCCAUCCACACGAUGCCUUCGGUCGAAUCAUGCAAGAACAUUUCGUGAAGCUGAAUUCAACUCUGCACGCUCUCCAACAAUACCCAGACACCUCGGCACAGAGGCGACGCUUCCUGGACAAGGGCUGGGAUCAGUGUGUGUGUCUGGAUAUGAAUGACUUCUACUUGGGGCUGGUCCCUGAGGAGGAGCGAGGUCGAGUGGAGAGCCUGGAGCCUUUCGAUGAAUACGAGGAGUGGCACCAGAAGUGUUCCCACUACUUCAUCCUGACGGCAUCUCGAGGCUGUUUGACGGCGCCGGCUUUACUCGCUCAUCCUCCAGUAUCUCCAGUACCACCUAUAAACCCCUGCUGGAGCCCCACAGUGCUGAACAUGCAGACCUUACCGGUGUUCAUGGAGGGGCUGGGGAUGGCCUCCACCUCGGUGAGUCCGGGGCAGCUGCUGCUGACCGGAGGCUCCAGCAGAGGAGGCCGAGGGGCAGCGAGCAGAAUCCUCCUCAGAGGUCAGGAGGGCUGGAGAUCCGUCAGCGUGGAGGCAUCUGCAGAUCUGGGAGUGAGACUCCACCACACGGCUACUGCUCUACCUGGAGGAGGCGUCCUGGUGUUGGGAGGUCGAUCCUCUCCGCUCAGCCCGACCAGAGGCCUCUUCAGAGUAACUGUUGGUCCUCUGGAGGGUGGAGAUGCAGUGAAGGUUAAUGUGGAGCAGCUGGUCUGUACUGGAGAUCCGCCACCGCCAAGAUGGAGACACACAGCGACUGUGGUCAGACACAAAGGCAGAAACUUUCUGUGCAUUUUUGGAGGAAAGAACAAAUCAGUGGCAGUGCUGGGCGACGUCUUCUUCCUGGAUCUGGAUCAGCAGCACUGGACUGAGAUUCCAGUAGAGGGCGCUGCUCCAGAGCCUCGUCAUUCCCACUCAGCUUGUUCAUAUAAUGGAGGUUUGGUGAUGUUUGGAGGCCUGAACAGACGCGGAGUUCUGCUGGGAGACACGGUACUGUUGAGGCCGACUGAAGGAGGCUUCAUCUGGGAGAGAAUAAACGUGCAGCCUUCUCCUGUUCCCAGAUACUCUCAUUGUGCCCAUGUGUGUGGGCAGAAGCUGGUCUUAGUGGGAGGAGUCUGGCUGCAUUCAGACGGUGUUCCAGGCGUCGUUGUGAUCGACAUGGAAACAUGCAGCAGCGUGGAGUUCAGUCUGAACACGAGCUCGGUGCCGUGGCCUCUGAUGCUCCAAUCGUUCUGCUCAGAGCUGACGGGCCCAGAGGAGCUGAUCCUGGUUGGUGGAGGAGGAAACUGUUUCUCCUUUGGGACUCACUGGAACCCUCAGAUUGUCAGUCUGGACCUCAGACCUGCUCUGGGAUGAAGCAGCCUCAAACUAAACAUUUAAACAGGUUAAACAGAGCUGACCUCAGGCCUCAUAAUUACACAAAAAAACCAACUGUUAACUUGUAAUUAUAGGAAAACAUUAAAGUGGUUGUCAUCACUAUGUAUUUAGGCAGACAGAGGCUUUAUAGUGCUACCUGGUUUAAUGGACCUUCACUAUCUACUUAAAAAUGAAUAAAAUUAUUUUUCUUACAAGAGAA